AUGACGUUUUACAUUCGCCGCGAAGCUUCUAAGCUAUGGAAGAGGUUUUGUUCGGAGCUAACGACGGAGAUUGGUCUCCUCGCUGAGAACUGGAAAUACCUUCUUGCUGGUCUCAUCUGUCAGUAUGUUCAUGGUUUAGCAGCUAGGGGAGUUCAUUAUAUUCACCGGCCAGGACCAACGCUUCAAGAUCUUGGCUUUCUUCUUCUUCCGGAGCUUGGUCAAGAUAAAGGCUACAUAAGUGAAACUGUGUUCACUUGUGUGUUUCUUUCGUAUUUCCUGUGGACUUUCCAUCCUUUCAUCGUAAAAAGCAAGAAGAUAUACACUGUGUUGAUAUGGUGCAGAGUCCUCGCUUUCUUAGUUGCUUGUCAGUUUCUCCGAGUAGUAACAUUCUAUUCGACUCAGCUUCCAGGCCCUAACUAUCACUGUCGAGAGGGCUCUGAGCUUGCUACUUUGCCACGGCCAAAGAGCGUUCUUGAAGUUCUCUUGAUCAACUUUCCUCGUGGGGUGAUAUAUGGAUGUGGAGACUUGAUUUUCUCGUCGCAUAUGAUCUUCACACUAGUCUUCGUCCUCACUUACCAGAAAUACGGUUCCAAAAGGUUCGUAAAGCUGUUAGGUUGGGUCAUUGCCAUAUUGCAAAGCCUCUUGAUAGUCUCGUCACGUAAACAUUACACAGUAGAUGUUGUGGUUGCGUGGUAUACAGUGAACUUGGUUGUGUUCUUCCUCGACAAGAAGUUACCAGAGUUGCCUGAUCGGACAACAACGGCGUUGCUCCCUAUGAGCUCGAAAGACAAGACGAAAGAAGAGAAUCACAAACUCAUGAACGGGAAUGGUGUUGAUCCUGCAGAUUGGAGACAGAGGGGUCAAGUGAAUGGCAGGGUUUAUGAAGACAGCAAUGGAGGUCACACCGAUAACGCUACCAAUGGCUCAUGA
Molecule: messenger RNA, 930 nt
Organism: Microthlaspi erraticum
Lineage: Eukaryota; Viridiplantae; Streptophyta; Magnoliopsida; Brassicales; Brassicaceae
Source: the annotation of a GenBank genome assembly